Messenger RNA from Aaosphaeria arxii CBS 175.79, 1939 nucleotides. RefSeq names its product PLP-dependent transferase. Gene Ontology annotation, molecular function: pyridoxal phosphate binding; L-alanine:2-oxoglutarate transaminase activity. The record is from RefSeq and is a predicted model, not a curated record. The transcript has 3 exons. The coding region runs from base 202 to 1665 and encodes 487 amino acids. Gene Ontology annotation, biological process: biosynthetic process. Lineage: Eukaryota; Fungi; Ascomycota; Dothideomycetes; Pleosporales.
CCCAUCCCAUCCCUCCGUCCUUCUCGAGUCCUUUUUUUGGCUCAACUAGAAAAAAAAAACAAAUACUGGCCCCUCCUCGCUUUUGGAUUCUUAUUAUUUAGUAGAGCUGUGCUCUUCUGUUUUCCCUACGACCUCUAACCUUUGCUCACUUUUUUGCUUCUCCCAUUAGUAUCGCAUAGCUCGCCCUCGACUAUCCGCACUAUGUCCACCUCACAACCCCGCAAAGCUCUCAGUAUCAGCAACUGCAACCCCCACGUCAAGGAAGCACAAUAUGCCGUCCGUGGUGAACUAGCCGUUCGCUCGGAGGAGUACCGCGCCAAAUUGGCCAACGGAGAGGGCAAGGAUCUUCCCUUCGACUCGGUCAUUGCAGCAAACAUUGGAAACCCGCAACAGCUCGACCAGAAACCUAUUACUUUCUUCCGCCAGGUCGCCAGUCUUCUCGAGAACCCAUUGUUGUUGGAGCACCAGGAUGUCUUGAUCAACAACCUCGGGUACAAGAAGGACGUCAUUGAGCGUGCCCAGUGGCUUCUGUCAGAGGUUAAGAGCAUUGGAGCAUACAGCCAGAGCCAAGGUGCUCCAGGAAUCAGGAAGAGCGUCGCUGAUUUUAUUGAGAGGCGUGAUGGCUACCCCUCCAGCUUCACGAACGUCUAUCUGAGCAACGGUGCAUCGUCUGGUGUCAACACCCUCCUCCACAUUCUCUGCGCUAAGCCAGAAACCGGCAUCCUCGUCCCUAUUCCUCAAUACCCGCUCUACACCGCGUCUCUCUCCGUUCUGAACGCCAGAUGCGUUCCAUACUACCUCGAAGAGAGCCAGGCUUGGGGAACCGAUCUUCAGGCUAUCAGGGACUCCUAUGAGAAGGCGGUCUCUGAGGGAACCGAUGUCAAGGCAAUUGUUGUUAUCAACCCUGGCAACCCCACUGGUGCUAGUUUGUCUCCGGAAGACAUCCGCGCAGUGUUGAAAUUCGCUGCCGAGAAGGGCCUUGUUGUGAUGGCUGAUGAGGUAUACCAGACCAAUGUUUUCAUUGGAAAGUUUGUGUCCUUCAAGAAGGCACUCAGGGAUCUCCAGAAGGAGGAGCCCGGAAAGUACGACCACAUUGAGCUUGCCUCGCUUCACAGUGUCUCCAAGGGUAUGGUUGGUGAAUGUGGUCACCGCGGUGGUUACUUCGAGCUCGUCGGUUUCGACCCACAAGUCGCCGAGCAGAUCUACAAGUUCAUCAGUAUCCAGCUCUGCCCGCCUGUGAUUGGACAGUGCAUUGUUGAGCUUAUGGUGAAUCCUCCCAAGGAGGGCGAACCAAGCCACGAGCUCUACAAGAAGGAGUAUGAUGGUAUUUUCAACGCCCUCAAGGAGCGAGCAUACGCCCUCUUCGAGGCAUUCAAGUCCAUGGAGGGCGUCGAGUGCCAGACACCUGCUGGCUCUAUGUACCUCUUCCCCACCAUCAAUCUUCCCCCGAAGGCUUUGGAGCAGGCCAAGAAAGAGGGCCGCAAGCCUGAUGAAUUUUAUUGCUUCCGUCUACUCGACGCAACGGGCAUCUGUGUUGUCCCUGGCUCGGGUUUCGGGCAAAAGGAAGGCACUCUGCACUUCCGUACUACUUUCCUUGCACCUGGCACCGAAUGGGUCAACAGGAUUUCCAAGUUCCACAAGGAUUUCUUCGACGAGUUCAGGUAGAUACAAAUUGUUGGAUGCGUUCGAUACCCAAGUUGAACGCGACUAAUGAAUGAUUCAGGACGGAAGAUGCGUUAACGAAACAAAGGAUAUCCAAACUAUAAAUGGCUGAUUAGAAGUUUCGGCAAAUUUAUGUAAAUGCGUGCUUGUUAUAGCAGCAGCGCGGUGUAUAGAAGCUGCGAUCACAAACUUAUAUUUUAUAUAUUCAUAUGUAGCUGAUGUAUAUGUCAGUUUCAAUCGAUCGAUUGAAACAGCAAAAUCCACUCUAUGAAUUUGA